Messenger RNA from Strongylocentrotus purpuratus (purple sea urchin), 3005 nucleotides. RefSeq names its product solute carrier family 35 member G1 (gene slc35g1). The transcript has 4 exons. The coding region runs from base 1085 to 2260 and encodes 391 amino acids. Gene Ontology annotation, cellular component: membrane. Lineage: Eukaryota; Metazoa; Echinodermata; Echinoidea; Camarodonta; Strongylocentrotidae. The record is from RefSeq and is a predicted model, not a curated record.
AGGCCUAUGCAAAUGCAUUGCGCAAUAAAUUUAGAGAAUAAAAACAUCAGCUGACGAUGUAUAGUAAUGAGCUUGCAUCAUACCGUACGUCGCGAAACUGUUGUUAGAGAGCUGGAUCCGAAUUUCAUCUCGAAGAUGUUGAUGAUUGAGCUGCAGUCUCUUAGUGAUCUAUUAAAAACUAGUUGAUUGAAAAAUUCUGCAGAUCUGACUUCAGGCUACAUGAAUUUAUGUCACUGUAAGCAUGAUCAACCUUGCAUGAAAAACAACCGUCAGUCUCUGAUGAGAUCCAGAUUGCUUCCUGCAUUGGCUGGGAAAGGUCAUAAUUGAGCUGGAAAGUUGUUGUCUGGACAGUGUGUAUUAUUCUGGAGGAUGUCAGCGAGGAUAGAUUGCCAAAGCAACUACAGGACAGUGACCAGCCGUAAGGCGAGCUUAUACCCUGCCAGGGGCACAACUGUAUUGUUUCCUCCAAUUCAAAGAGUGGAUUUAAUAAUUGAUGGAUUCUUGGGUGAUACACAUUCCCCCAAGACCCAAACUUUGAAUUUUUAUAGCUUAUUCUUUUACAGAUGAAUAGAGGAAAAGAAAUGAGGAUAGUGUCUGAAGCUCUCAGUUAUCAGUUAUCAAUUAUCUAUUAAUAAAUAAAACUACUGGUAUGCAUAGCAUGGCUGGCAACAUACUAUGUUCUAUAACGACAAUAAUUGAUAAGUAUUAUCAUAUUUGGUUGAAUAUGUAAGAAAUGAUUCAGGGUAUGUGGUUAAGAUGCUGAAAUGUAAUAUUACUUGGAGAUUUUUCGCUUUAAAUUGAACAAUACACUGUACAUUUCAGAGCCUUUGCGGACCUGAAUGUUUAUUUAUGCAGUGUAUAUUUUUCUAAUAGAUGUUGUGAAUGAAGUAUCUACUUCUUAUUAGAUCAUUAAAAAAUAGCAUAUAUAUUUGUGUGUGAACGAAUACAAGGAUAUUGAAAGGUUGUCUUCCUAUAUCUUGCAAAUUCUCAAGAUCAGUCUCAGCAGUAGGCAAAGAGUGUAUUCUUUCCGAAUACCUGUUUGGGGCAUUCUAUAUUCUACUGGUGAAAUUUGAUAUCGAUCAUAAUGACCGAGCACGAGGAGUCUGGUAAUGGGACAAACUGUCGGGAAAGACAUCACCAUGAUGGCACCACACCUAGGCUUCUGGCGCCUGAUAAUCAGGGGGAUGAAAUGUACUUAGGCGAAAAUGAAGAAGAUGUUGGUAUGAUCUCGUUUAAGAGCUCCAUGAGGGAUGAUCUGGAUCAUGUACCUUGUGGUAAAUUAAGGCAAUUCUGGGCUCUUCACAAAGGGCUACUCCUGGCGCUUCUGUCCUGUUUUGCUCAAGCAUGUGGCUCCAUAGGAGUUAAGAUGCUCGCAGGCAAAAUCCCUCCAACAGAGAUUGCUUCGAUUCGUCUCCUAAGCUACUUUGUCUUUUGUAAUAUAAGCAUGGUUUACUUCAAAAUUUCUCUGAGGGUGACUAAGAAGCAGCUUCCUUGGCUGCUCCUCAGAGUCACCUGCGGAACCACUGCAAUGUGCCUCCUUUUUUAUGCCUACCAGAACAUCCCUAUAGGGGAUACCAGUGCUAUUAUCUUCAGCAGUCCCAUCUUCACAGGAAUCUUUGCCUGGAUACUCCUUGGAGAGAAGUUCACCCUUGUGGAUAUGGCCUUAGCACUGCUAACACUUGUUGGCAUUGUCUUGAUCGCUCGUCCAUCCUUCCUCUUUGGAAACUUUGCAGAGCCCUCUGGAGAUGGAAACACUCUGCUGGGUAUUAUUGCAGCAUUGGUUGGUGCCAUUUUCGCGUCAAUGGUCUUUGUGCUCAUCAGAAAACUUGGAGGAAUCAGCGUGCACCCACUUACCCAGAUCUGGUUCUUUGGUCUGAUAGGUUUUAUCCUGACAACCAUGUUGACUGCAGUUCUAGGAAUCUGGGUUGUUCCCAGAUGCGGCAGGGAUCGCUUUGUCCUCAUCGUUGUUGGUGUCCUAGGCUUUGUUGCACAGAUCCUCAUGACAUAUGCAUUCAAAUUAGAAAAGGCAACUUAUGUGGCAGUCAUGAAGAGUAACAAUGUCAUCCUGUCCUUCUUGUUUGAAUUUGCUAUCUUUGGAACUGUCCCAUUUUGGCUGUCAAUCAUAGGAGCUCUACUGGUCAUGAGUAGCUCUCUUGGUAUUACAGUAAAGAAAUGGAAGGCAUCCAAAUCUAAGAAAGACAAGGAGGAUGAGGACAUUAGGAAUGUAGACCAGGAAUCAGAUAAUGAAGAUGAAAAUUGAUAUCAUGGUUCACUGAUUUUGUUUCAAGUUUUGAAUUAUUUUCUUGUUUACUAUGAAUUUCAAGAUCAUUUAAACCCUGUUCUUGUGACUUAUAAUAGUUGUGGCCUAUUCAUCAAUCACAAAUCAUCAAAUGCUCAUAUUUUAUAUUGGUUGAAGAUAGAAUACAGAGUUUAGACAGGAUCUAGAGCCAUGAGCUGAAUGGGGGAAAAGUCAUGUAAUUGUAAUGGAUUCGAGUAUUCCUUCUAUUUAAUUGACUUGACUUUUGUAUUUGAAUAGAUAGGUGAUAGAUAACAAUCUUAUCAGCGAACAAAUGUGAUUGGCCUGUACGGGACCCGCUUUAUCUCAAGAACCACUUGAGACAUGUUCAUUUCAUUUCAUUUCAUUUAUUUUCCAUUAAAAUUCAAAGUAAAAUACAUAACAAUUUAACAGCAAAAUCGGAAGGACCCCAAGAAAAGCAAAGCUUGUGAGAAUGGGGCCCUGUACAAAAAUAAACAUACAAGCAAAUUAUUAUAACAAAUAUUGUAAAACUUAUCAAAACAAACAUACACUCACCCUCAUUCAUUCACAUGCACACAAACACUCCAACACACACCAAAGGCAGAACAUUGUACAGAAAAAUCUACUCAGUGCACAUCAUUUGUUUAAACAAGAACUGUUUACAUGAAUAUUUAAACUUUGUUAGGGUUGAACUACUUUUUAAAUUAUAAGGUGAGGAAUUCCAAUCAUGUAUACCCUGGAAUCUUAA